Nicotiana attenuata is the source of this 1636-nucleotide messenger RNA. RefSeq lists its product as uncharacterized. The transcript has 2 exons. The record is from RefSeq and is a predicted model, not a curated record. Bases 755 to 1399 code for a protein of 214 amino acids. NCBI's taxonomy places the organism in Eukaryota, Viridiplantae, Streptophyta, Magnoliopsida, Solanales, Solanaceae.
AGGGAUAUCAAAAUUGGAAUGGAAAUUGGAUAGUAAAAUCCUUUUCCUUGUUAAAAACAAAUUGGAAAGGUCCUUUUAUAUAAGGGGGCAAUCAGCAGUCCCAUAUCAAGCGAUAUGAUAUCCAUGGAAGGAGGAAAAGGUGCAGAAUAGCUGAAGAACAAAUUAGUAACAGUUUGAAUUCGGCGUGGUUGCCUGAAGAGCUUCUUCUUCACAUCUUCUCAUACUUUACAAGCAGGGAAUUGAUUUCAACAGUUUGUUUGGUUUCCAAGAGAUGGCAUCGCCUCGGAAAAUCUUCCCUAGCAAUUCUGGAUUAUAGCGUCGAACCAUUAUUCUCCUCUCGAAAGCACGUUCUCGCAAGUUUCUUAAAAUUCGUCGACCAGAUUGAAGUAGAAAGUCCAAGACUUUCUACUUCAAUUCCAGUUCGUGUCUUGAAACUUCAACUCAAUCGGAGACUCGAACGGGAAAUCACUCAGCUGAUGAAAUCGUUGGCAAAAUUCAACUUCACUGAGUUGUUCCUUCACUCUGUAAGCAUUAAAACUAUGCCUUCCGUACUUAACAACUCCAAUUUCCUUUCCGUCCUGCAUUUAACUGAUUGCCAAUUCCCUAACCGACGUUUUUCUGCAGUUCCCACCUUGUUUUCUUUGCAACAACUACUUCUCUAUGACGUUGUUAUUGAACAUUCCCAGGAUUUCUUCCUUAACCUUUCCCAAAAGUGUCCUUGUAUUGUGGAAUUGACUCUCACAAACUGUUCUGGAUGCCGCUGAAUGACACUCUCCGUGUGGUGAGCGACCAGCUUGAAAUCUUAAUUGUAUGGAAUAAGUAUGACUUAUUUAUACCAGUUGAUUUCGUUACUCCAAAUUUACGUACAUUUACAUAUAUUGGUGGAGAAAUUAUUACGGACUUUGCUCCCAUAGAUGCUUCCAAGAUUAGAGAAACUCGGAUUGAAUUAUCCUCUUCGAAAACAAGCAACGUGGAUUGGUUUGUGAAGCUGAGAUCUUAUAUCGCAAAGUUUAGCAAAGAUACUGUUCUAUGCUUGUCCAUCUAUGAAAUGGCAUGGUUUCAUCUACAUAAUACUGACGAUCUUGGGAUUCAUCUACCAUGCCCUAUCAAGAAGCUGAAGUUACACAUAUGUCAGUCAUUGCCACAAAACCACUGCAAAUCACUUCUGGAUUGUUUGCUGUGGACUUCCCAUCCGGAGAUUCUUGAGUUCGACUCAAACAUCAACUUCGAAUUGGUCUUGCGUAAGGAAUUGGAUUAUAUGGUAACAGAACAACAUUGUUGUAAGGCUACUCUUGUUCACCGAUGCUGGCGCCUUUUCUUAACAGAUUUCAAGAUUGUCAGAUCCAAUUCCACCAAGAGAAAUGAACCAAAGUACUUCACUAUUCUAUUCACAUGGUAAGCCAUGUCACAUAUAGGUAGUUUAUUGUUAUUAUUAUCAUUGUUAUUUUGAGUUGGAGGAGGAAAGACGAGUUAAAUGGUUUUAUGAGGAUGAGUUACUGCAACAAUUCCUUUUCUCUUUUUUUAUUUUUUAUUUUUGCAAUUGGAUUAUGCUUACUCCUUUUUAAUUGGUGGGCCAAAUUGUACUUUAACACUUACAUUUGUGUUCAUCUGAAAGUUACAUAAUGUUCUUCAGUCC